CCAUGGGUUCCAGUCCGUGGGGUUUUGGCGUUGCACCACCGUGUCCAUGCUACUCUCUCUGACCGCUGUGACUGUAGAGUAGAAAUGUGACGUUAGGGCCCAUUAACUAAAUAAUUUAGGGACGUUUUAAUCGAAGCAAUGGCUCGGGUUGUGAAAGUAUUCCGGACUUUGCGCAAUCACUGGAAGAAGUCCACGUUUGCCGUGUGCGUCCUCUCUUAUGGUGGCUACUGGCUCUAUGGUAAACACUGUGACAGUGUUUUACGGAAAGAAGCCUGUCUAAUAGCCAAGGAAUUCGGCCGUCAGCAGAUAGCCCCACAGGAGCGGCUGAGGAAAGCUACAGUGAUCCUGAACCCUGCAGCUUGUAGUGGAAAAGCAAACAACCUGUUUGAGAAAAAUGCUGCUCCAAUCUUACACCUGGCUGGUGUAGAUAUUACAGUAGUAAAGACAGACUAUGAAGGCCAGGCAAAGAAGCUGAUGGAGUUCAUGGAACAGACUGACAUGCUGAUCGUGGCCGGUGGGGAUGGCACCUUGCAGGAGGUCAUCACAGGUUUACUGCGAAGGCCUGAUCAUGACAUAUUCAGUAAUACACCUAUUGGGUUCAUUCCUCUAGGUUCUCUUAAUUCCUUGAGUCCAAGUCUUCACCUCGUAAGUGACAACAAAGUCAGGGAUAUCUCAUCAGCAACACUGUCCAUUCUGAAGGGGGAGACUGUACCACUGGAUGUCCUACAAAUUAAGAGUGAGAAAGACCAGCCAGUCUUUUCACUGAUAGGACUACGUUGGGGUGCUUUUAGAGAUGUGGCUGGAACAAUCAGCAAAUAUUGGUUCCUCGGACCACUGAAGACAAAUGCUGCACAUUGGUUCAAGACUUUAAAGGAGUGGCCCCUGGUCCAGGAAAUUUCAGUGUCCUACUUAGCUCCCACUCUACGGCCCCCUGACCUGCCUCCUCACAAGCCCCUGAGGCCAAAUCUCUUUUAUCGCAUCAUCCGCAGACUUAAAAACUACUGGGACCCUCCUGUUGAAGAGCCCCCGAAAGCUGAAGAGCCAGAGAAGUGGGAGGAGAAGCAGCUGUCGACUAUAGAGCUGUUUAUUCAAACACACAACAAAAACCCAGUAGAGAGGCGCUUAAAUGAUUCCCUGAUGAUCCGUGCAGAGCCUCAUAAUUUAACUGUGGGCGAGUUCGUCACUGUCGGUAAUAAAAAACUGAAGGACCCAACGGAGUUCACCAAAAACUCCACAACACUGGAAGCCAGUGCCUGCCAGUUAAAGCUGCCAGAGGGCUCCAGCGGCUUCUACAAUAUUGACAAUGAGGAGUAUGAGGCCAUGCCUGUGGAGGUGAGGCUGUUGCCACGGAAACUCCGCUUCUUCAUCAGUGCAGAGCGCAGACAGCAGCUGCAGUCACAGACGUAGUGAUGAGGACAGAACCGGAAAAGACAACAAGAAGCAUCUCAAAAACAUUUUAAAGAGCAUAACGAAAGGACCAGACAUCAAAUCCUGCUAAUUUUGUAAAUUGAUGUCUGCUAAUACACCUGUAUAAAGCUGACCGAGUAGUAUGAAUAACUACAUAUCAAGAGUAUGUAAUUUGAACAGUUUCAAAGAUUAUUGCCUAAAAAGGACCAAUACUUUGUGUUUUUCUAACUAACUUAUUCACAGGUUGUCUUACAUCUGGACUUCAUCAGGUGGUUUACUUUAGCUAUCUUGUUUCAUCUUGGUCAAUAAAAAUGAAUAAUACAG
Betta splendens (Siamese fighting fish) is the source of this 1731-nucleotide messenger RNA. It is a transcript of the gene agk, whose product is annotated as acylglycerol kinase. NCBI's taxonomy places the organism in Eukaryota, Metazoa, Chordata, Actinopteri, Anabantiformes, Osphronemidae. Gene Ontology annotation, biological process: protein insertion into mitochondrial inner membrane; ceramide biosynthetic process. The transcript has 14 exons. Gene Ontology annotation, cellular component: mitochondrion; TIM22 mitochondrial import inner membrane insertion complex. Gene Ontology annotation, molecular function: ceramide kinase activity; ATP-dependent diacylglycerol kinase activity; acylglycerol kinase activity. Bases 139 to 1407 code for a protein of 422 amino acids. The record is from RefSeq and is a predicted model, not a curated record.